Molecule: messenger RNA, 545 nt
Organism: Solanum verrucosum
Lineage: Eukaryota; Viridiplantae; Streptophyta; Magnoliopsida; Solanales; Solanaceae
Exons: 5
Coding region: 57-530 (157 amino acids)
Cellular component (GO): endoplasmic reticulum
Source: RefSeq, a predicted model, not a curated record
CAGCUGAAAAGUCUUGGUCAUAUUUGAAUCUGAAUCUGUAUCUGUGUUAAGCAAGCAUGGCGGAUUGUGCGAGGAAGUUCCUCCUAGCUACCGUAUUAGCUCUAUUAUGUUUCUCAUGGACAAUCGCAGCCUCUGACGGGCCAUUUAUUGUCGCACACAAGAAGGCCGCUCUUACUCGACUCAAAUCCGACAUCGAACGGAUUUCCAUCUCCAUCGACAUCUACAACGAAGGAUCUGCGACGGCAUACGAUGUGAGUCUUUAUGAUGAUAACUGGUCUCAAGAUGUAUUUGAAAUUGUCGCUGGUAACACAUCCAUGUCAUGGGAAAGGCUGGACGCUGGGGCUUCUCUCUCCCAUUCCUUUGAGUUGGAAGCUAAGAAAAAAACAGUGUUUUAUGGGGCACCAGCGGUCAUAACAUUCCGUAUUCCCACUAAGGCUGCUCUACAGGAGGCAUUCUCAACUCCGAUCCUCCCUCUUGACAUACUAGCUGAUAGGCCUCCGGAGAAGAAGUUUGACUGGGCAAAGGUAUGACAUCUUCCUACAAUA